UAGGGGAGUACCUUUAAGUAGUUGGAAAUGGUACUGUAGGGGAGUCCCUUUAAGUAGUUGGAAACGGUACUGUAGGUGAGUCCCUUUAAGUAGCUGUAAACGGUACUGUAGGGGAGUCGCUUUAAGUAGUUGAAAACGGUAUUCACGUAGGUGAGUCCCUUUAAGUAGUUGAAAACGGUAUUCACGCAGGUGAGUCCCUUUAAGUAGGGUGUUUGUCACACUUGUUUGCUGACAUUCUCGGUUAUUUUUUGUAUCUCGGUUUCCAUUUAUUUUUUUUACUUUACUUGCAUUUGAUAAAUGCAGCAGUGUCACAGACAUGUCCUCAUUUGUCAAAGAUGUUUUUAUUGCGGUUCUUGCCUGCCUUGGAUCAUGCUUUAAUCUUCUUCAUAAAAUAAUAACAUUUUGUGUUUUCUUAUUUAUAUGUUAAAAAAGAAGUUGUGUGACGUGCAUUCAAAUAUUGGAAUAUCUCGCUGCUGCAACUGUUCUUGUUCCGAAAUGAAACGGAGGUUUCUACGCAGACGUUCUUUGCUUCUACUGUUGAUCGUGUGCAUUCUUGUUUACAUGUCUGGGAAAUUAUUCGUCGUAAAUGCUGGAUCUGAGGACUUGAAUUUGUAUUUCAAUUUGCACGAGUUUACGGACAAUGUUCACAACGCCUUGAAGUUGCCAUUUACUAAAAGAACUUCGAAACGAUUUGUUCGAGAUGUAAACUGCGCCGCCAUCUUGAACGGGGACAAGUCAGAAAUCAACAAAGCGAAAGAAUUGACGAAGACUGGAAAUUAUUCGCGAAAACUGAUUACAGACAAAGAAUAUAUUCAGCUUACAGCAAAUUGUGACAGUUUUAAAAGAACAAGAAGCUACGAUAAUUAUUUUGCAUCGAGGGAAGAGGUUGAAUUUCCUAUCGCUUAUAGUAUUUUGCUUUAUAAAGACGUUGAACAGGCUGAGAGAUUACUACGCGCCAUUUAUACACCGCAGAACUACUUUUGUUUGCACGUUGAUGCAGAUUCGAAACAAGAAGUACAUGAUGCCGUUCAGGGAAUUGCAAAUUGUUUUGAUAACGUUUUUGUUGUUUCUAGAAAAGAAUACAUGGUUUACGCGGGUUUCACGCGGUUACAAGCAGACUUGAAUUGUAUGGAGAAUUUGCUACAACGUGGAAAAGAUUGGAAAUACUUUAUAAAUUUGCCAAGUCAGGAAUAUCCAUUGAAAACGAACAAAGAAAUUGUAAAAAUACUGAGAAUUUAUAAUGGAGCAAACGAUAUUGAAGGUUUGACCGGCAAUCGGAGGUUGGAAUAUAGAUAUAAACAUCGGUUUGUUUUUAAACAUGUUAAUGAUAAGGCCAAACCAAAAGUAAUGAAAUCUAGUCAGCAAAAAGACGAUCCGCCUUACAAUAUCACAGUUGUAAAAGGUAGCGCUUAUGGCGUUUUCAGUCGAGACUUUGUGCAUUUUGUAAUAAAUAAUAAAAUAGCACGAGAAUUAUUGGACUGGUUUAGGGAUGUUCUCAGUCCCGAUGAGUAUUACUGGGCGACCUUGAACUUCAACCAUCACAUUGGAACACCAGGCUCAUUUUACAAAGGCAAGCCUGAUGAUAAACCAUGGCUGGCAGUGUUUGCAGCAUGGGGUGGGGAAAACCCUUGUCACGGAAAAUUCGUGCGUGGAGUAUGUGUGUUUGGGGUCGGUGACUUAAAGGCCCUCAGUAGUAAACACCAUCUGUUUGCAAAUAAAUUCUACAUAGAUUACCAACGGUAUGCUUUAGACUGUAUGGAAGAAUGGCACUACAAUAAAACUGCAGAAGGAGAUUUAAAAUCUUUAAACAUUUCAUAUUAUGAAUCACUUCCGUUUAUAAAGAGAGAUAAAGGGAGAUAACACAAACUGAAAAUAAUCAUCAAAAGAAAUAGUGAAAGAAGACAGCUGCUGUAAAUCGAAAGCAUAUGACUUACAUCAGUGGACAGUCCAUUUACGGUCGCGAGUACGUGUGAAUCUUUGUAAUUCAUCAAUCUAUAUGUGGCCAAAUAUUCCUAUAUGUUCGAGGACUAAAGGGGAACUGUGCAAUUCCAGGUUGUUGUGUAUGAAAGGAAAUAUCGUAUUUUUUUGACUUUCUCAGUUGAGCGAACGAUCUUAUGAAUAGAUGCAAUUUUGCAGUAAUGUUGUGAUUUUAAUAAAUAGAUUUCGAUUUUUAUCUAGAAAUUGAUCUCUGGAAAUAUUCUACACGUCUUUCAUAACUGUUUACAAUAAACAACAUGUAUUAUGCUCAUCUGCCAAUAUCUGCUGAUUAUAGAAGUACUACAAAUGAGAAGUGCUGAAUGUGAUUAAAUAUUGCUGAAGCAUAUUCAGGUGAAAUGUUUAUGAUAUGUUGACAUUAUCAAAGUUUAAUUGGUUGAGAUUUUAUGACAGUUUCAACGGAUCAGUCCUGUUAAACCUGUUUUGUAUGUACUUUUUUGUCCUCCUAUAUUAUCAAUUUAUUAAAGUUCCACAAGGCUUAAAAUUUUAUGUUAAAAACAUGUAAAGCAAUUGUCCAAAUAGAUGUUAUGCAUACUUAGAUGGCUAGAAAAGCAGUUAUCUUGAUAUUGCACAUGAAGGUUUACUGUUAGAAUUAUAAAGGGAGGUAAUCAAAACAAUUGGUUGAGUAAUACUUUCUACAAGUUUAACCCAUAUUCAGAUCUUGGACAGUUAUUUAAGGAAACAAUCAUUGAAAAUAAGAUUUAAAAGUAAAUUGUUUACAACACAAAAAUGUGGCAGCCACAUUAUAAUCAAAUGCAUUUUGAGUCUUUAAUCUAUGUGCACCCCACUAGAAUAUAAUUUCUAAUGGUAAUGCAUAUAGUAAACGAUAAAACAUUA
Molecule: messenger RNA, 2832 nt
Organism: Mercenaria mercenaria
Lineage: Eukaryota; Metazoa; Mollusca; Bivalvia; Venerida; Veneridae
Product: beta-1,3-galactosyl-O-glycosyl-glycoprotein beta-1,6-N-acetylglucosaminyltransferase-like
Exons: 3
Coding region: 421-1860 (479 amino acids)
Cellular component (GO): membrane
Molecular function (GO): acetylglucosaminyltransferase activity
Source: RefSeq, a predicted model, not a curated record